Molecule: messenger RNA, 1035 nt
Organism: Penicillium coprophilum
Lineage: Eukaryota; Fungi; Ascomycota; Eurotiomycetes; Eurotiales; Aspergillaceae
Product: tRNA 2'-phosphotransferase
Exons: 2
Coding region: 1-1035 (344 amino acids)
Biological process (GO): tRNA splicing, via endonucleolytic cleavage and ligation
Molecular function (GO): tRNA 2'-phosphotransferase activity
Source: RefSeq, a predicted model, not a curated record
AUGCCUGACCCAAAAGACAAGGAGAAGCGGAGACGUGGACAUGGUCAAGGACAAAGUCGUGAUGUCCAAGUCUCCAAAGCAUUAAGCCUGCUUCUGCGACAUGCCGCGGAGAAGGAAGGGCUCAAGAUGAACGCGCAGGGUUAUGCGAGCGUGCCAGACGUGUUAAAUUGGAGGAAACUCAAAUCGCUAAAAGUCACGUUCCCUGAGAUUCUGCACGCCGUCGACUCGUCCGAUAAAAAGCGCUUCGCUCUCCUUCACAUUCCAUCCGCACAACCCACCAAAUCCACAACACAAGCAACAACAAUACCAGUGUCAACCCCCGAUGCAGAGCAUGAUGCCAGCACCAUCGUAGGUGGAGAACAACCCGCGACAUCGGUCCUGGAGUCCGCGCCCGCCACGAGCGAAGCCCAACAAACAGCCACGGACCAAGCACUAUCCGUAAAAGACACCGACCCGUCAAACUUUUUAAUUCGCGCGACACAAGGCCACAGUAUCAAGACUGUAGAUGCUGCAUCCUUCCUCGAGCCGCUUUCUCUGUCCGACGAAUCGAAAUUACCCAAUACCGUCGUCCACGGCACAUUCCACGCAACCUGGCCUGCGAUUCUACAAUCCGGUGGGCUACGCUGCAUGGGUCGGAAUCACAUUCACUUUGCUACUGGCCCAUCAUUAGAAUCAGUUCUUGCUAUUCACACUGAUGACGCUGCGCGGGAUAAAUCGACGCAAGACGACCCCGGUGUUAUCUCGGGCAUGCGGCGCGAUGCGCAGGUUUUGAUUUAUAUUGAUAUACGCAAAGCGCUGAAAGCAGGGGUGCCGUUCUGGCGUAGUGAGAACGGGGUUAUUCUGAGUGAGGGCAUACCUGUUGCGAAGAGUGGACCUGCUGAGAAGGGCGAGGAGCAGAAGUUCGUCUCGCUGGAGUUUUUCGAUGUAGUAGUGGAGCGCAAGGCUGGGCUGGGUAAACUCUGGGAGCAUGGGGAGGUUCUACAAGAACUUCCAGAGCAUUUCACGAAGAAAGGGAACCCUAAGGCCCGGCGAUGA